GAUUACUUUAUCCGGCUAAUUGUCUCGUACAUGUAUACGUAAAGUAUACAUUUUAACAUUUUUGUUAUUUUUAUUGUAAUUAUAUUUUCGUAAACCGAGUCACGACUGGGGAUCACAAUAAUUAUAAGCCUAAUGAUGGACACUGCAUUGCGCGAUCCCCAAUACGCAACGCCCAAUAUGCCCCCACCACUCCCUGUCGACGGUAGUCCCGGCCACCGAGGAGCCGCUGAAACCGGUGACCCCCUAUCUCACCGCAAACGCCGACGCCUUGACGGGGACACGGAAUCUUACGUCGGUGCAGCGCCGUCCGCCUUCAUGCAGCGGGUACAGACUAUGGUGCCGGAUGUGGACAUCCUGUUGGCCAACGCUCAGGAAGAAUUGCUGGGAGUGGGCCGCUUGAUGAGCCCGGCCGGUGGCGACCUGUUGGCUUGUUCCGCUAAAUACACGUUCCAGCCGGUUACGGGUGUGCAGCGUCUGUGGACCAACGAUUACGGGAGAGGUACGCUGGAGUGGGUGCGCGUAGCCGGCAGCGAGAAGGAUAUGUUGCCGUUGCCCGAAUGGAUGGACAGCCGAGUCGAACUACAGGUUUUUAUAGGGGACACGAUGAACAUCACACGGCGCCCACACCCCAGCUCAUCGACCCGCUUCUUGAUCCCCUGGUUCGCCAACAUCCGUUUCGGGCGGAUACCAGCAGACUGUGAGAUGGUGUCCAUCAUGCUCACUUUCGUCAAUCCCGGGGAGGUCACGAUAAAGCUAGCACCAAGGAACAACACCGAUCUCGGACGGAUCAACGCGGCUGUGGUCAAUCUCGAAGGUCGUACGGAAACCGACACACCUGACGUUUUCCACAAAGCCUACUGUUUGGUGUGCUUUCGCACACCGCUGCGGCGUUUGCUAAGGGAGCAGUUGCGGCAUGUGCGGGGACCGGUACCGGCGGAAGCCAACGAAUAUGAUGCGGCGCACUAUGCGGGUGCAGAUAACGUCGUGCUGCGCAAGGGAUCACACUGGAAUAUGAAUGUGGAUCGCCGCACUCUCGUCAACAUUUCCAGCACUACCGCACGAAUCUUUGGAGAAUCACGGCAGGGAAAGGUCAGCGCAUACGAUCCAUGUCUAAGCAAGGAAUUGCUGCUGAAAUUCAUUCAUGCCGCAGCAGCCGACUCCCGGUGUGAAGUGUUUCCCUUGGAUCCCUCCCGACUGACUCCCACCGGCAUACUGGAACUGUUGAAACUAGCCAGCGCCUGGGAUUUUGUGCCGUUGAAAGUGUGGCUACAGCUGACUUUAAUGGAACGCUUGUGUGAGCCGGACCACGGUUUCAAUCUAAGCGCAGUAAUGGAGACGGCCAAAUGUUUGUGUCGGUGCUGUAAGGACACUACCGAAGAGCUCGGCAUCGGACAGAAAAUGGUUCUGCGGGGAUUGCUGCUGAUGCUGCGCGGUGUCCCGCAGUGGACCCAGUUGCCGGUCGCGAUGCUGGAGCAUCCACUAUUAAAGGGCAUUGUACAGCCCGACUUUUUACCCGCUGAUUCCUACAUCUUUGUGGAGACUAUGGAAGGACGCAAGCAUAAUAUUAAAGUCAACUUGGCCUACUGGGUUGGGAUUGUUAAAGCCAAACUGCACGAUGUGCAGGUGGUUCCCGUUGAGCAGCAGGAGUUAGCGCUCGAUGGAAAGGUGUUACACGACGCGCGGACGUUGGCGGAUUGCAAAGUGAAGGAAGGGAGUGUACUUCAGAUGAAGUUUAUUCCGCUGUAGCCAGGGGUCGGGAAAUAUUUCCCGGUGAUCAAGCAUCACAAGCAGUUGCCGCGUUGGUAUACCACCUGUAUUAUCCGCUUUCUUUUUGGGAUACUUCGCAUGGGGCCUUUAGUUUUCCCCUCAUACAGUACGGGGAAUUUUUGUUUUCCCCCGCACAUGUGCCGCUUAGUGGCUUACACGAACGCAGGCUAAAGUUGGCUGCAGCUUACAAUUGUUAAAAGCGGUUUCUAGCCAACUCGGCAUAUCCGGUUGCGCAACUGAACAAGAGAGCUAUGACAACUCAGAUAACGGCAAAGUUGCAAACGUGUUGCCGCAACGCACGCAGUUUUAAACUGCAGUCAGAUUUA
This is a messenger RNA of Paramacrobiotus metropolitanus, 2093 nucleotides long. RefSeq lists its product as uncharacterized. Gene Ontology annotation, cellular component: nucleoplasm; cytosol. The transcript is spliced from 3 exons. The record is from RefSeq and is a predicted model, not a curated record. The coding region runs from base 133 to 1746 and encodes 537 amino acids. NCBI's taxonomy places the organism in Eukaryota, Metazoa, Tardigrada, Eutardigrada, Parachela, Macrobiotidae. Gene Ontology annotation, biological process: proteasome-mediated ubiquitin-dependent protein catabolic process. Gene Ontology annotation, molecular function: proteasome binding; ubiquitin binding; polyubiquitin modification-dependent protein binding.